Molecule: messenger RNA, 2837 nt
Organism: Medicago truncatula (barrel medic)
Lineage: Eukaryota; Viridiplantae; Streptophyta; Magnoliopsida; Fabales; Fabaceae
Product: probable ADP-ribosylation factor GTPase-activating protein AGD14
Exons: 15
Coding region: 268-2364 (698 amino acids)
Molecular function (GO): GTPase activator activity
Source: RefSeq, a predicted model, not a curated record
AAACCCGUCAUUUCAUUUCAUUUUUUCACACAUAUUCCGUUUCUCUCUCUCUCUCUCUCUUCUUCUUUCUCCUUUCCGUUUUCACUCUUCACCAUAACAAUCAUAUAUAAAACCUAAGAACCUUCCAGAACUUAUUCAACAUUUCUAACCGUUUCUUCUUCGCUAGCUUAAUUGAAUUACGAAAGUGAUUUUGUAUUUGAUUAUGAUGAUUGAAAUUGCGUUUGGAGUUUGAAGUAGUGAAGUGUGCUGAAGAAGUUGUUGUUAGAGAUGGGGACUCGGUUUAAAGAAGAUGAGAGAAACGAACGCGCGAUUCGAACUCUUUUAAAGCUUGAACCGAAUCGGAGAUGUAUUAACUGUAAUAGUUUGGGACCACAAUAUGUGUGCACAAAUUUCUGGACGUUUGUUUGCACUAAUUGUAGUGGAAUACACCGUGAAUUUACACAUCGUGUAAAAUCAGUUUCAAUGGCUAAAUUUACUUCACAAGAAGUUACUGCACUUCAAGAAGGAGGAAAUCAGCGUGCAAAAGAGAUUUAUUUUAAAGAAUGGGAUGCACAACGCAAUUCUUUCCCUGACAGCAGUAAUGUUAACAGGCUCCGAGAGUUUAUUAAGCAUGUUUAUGAGGAUAGGAGAUUCACCGGAGAUAGGACGUCUGACAAACCACCAAGAGGAAAGGCCGGUGACAAAGAUGAUUCCUAUGAAAACAGGAGAGUUGAGGCAUAUCAGGGAGGAUCUAAAAGCCCUCCAUAUGAAGACACACAGGAACGUCGUUAUGGUGACAGGUCUAGUCCAGGUGGAAGAAGUCCUGGAUAUGAUCAAGAAAGUAGGCAAUAUGGUGAUUAUAAGAGAAGUCCCGGCCGUCCUCCAGUUGUCAAUGAUUGGCGUCGUGAAGAUCGUAGAGUAUCAGAUGGAGAUUAUAAGGUGGAAAGUCAAUCUCCUGAGAGAGCCAGAGACCUGGGUUCUUCAAGCCCACCCGUUGUCCGACCCGUUAGAGAUAUUUUGGGAGAAAAUGUAGUACCUCUUAGGAUAAGUGGACCCCCCAAACCAAACAGUGGAAGAGCUGCCGAUGCCUCAUCACUGACACAGAGAACUGCAUCCUCUGGCAGCUUGGUAUCCAGUAACGAAAGCCAAGUAGAUAUUAAACUUGAGACGGCGAAGAGCCUUAUUGAUUUUGAUGCUGAUCCUGAACCUGUUGCUCCAACAGUUCAUGCCCAACAAUCUAGUGUGCCUCAACCUGUUUUGCAGUCAGGAAAUUCAAGUGAUGACAAUUGGGCCUCUUUUGAUGUUGCUUCUGAGGCGAAAGCAAAUCCAAGUACCUCAAAUUUAAAUCCACUUGAAUCUGCACUGUCCCAAUUGUCUGUGCCAGAAUCUUUACCUUCUCAUGCUUCAGGAGUCCAAGGACAUGUUCCAACAGCAGCUCCUAGUUUUGGCAGUUUCUCAGCUUUCACACCCAGUGGUGCUUCGGUGCCAUCUGUACCACCUCAUAAUAAUGUAGGACAAUGGGCCAGUGUGCAGCAUCAGCAACCAACAUUCCCUGCCGCUGCUAGUCAACAAUUUCCACCAUCAGUGGGUGGUGCUGUGAAUAGUCAGCCAUCGCAUGUACCUUCUGUACCCACAGGACAGGGGCAUCCGAAUACACCAAUGCCACAUGCAUACCAUCAUGCCUCAAAGCCUGCCAAUGAGGCUUUUAACAGUGGAAGAACAGAACUUCCUGAAGAUCUGUUCACUGUAAAACACCAGUACUUUCCUGCUCCAGUUCAAGGUUGGCAAAUGGGUCCUCCGCAGGGCAUUCCAAUGCAAUAUAAUAAUGUGGCGCCUGUGUCAAGUUUUUCGCAGCCAUCAAGGUCAACAAAUCCAUUUGAUGUCAGCAGCAAGCAAACCCCAGAUCAAGCCCCAAGCUUUCCUUCCAUGUCAUCCUUGCAUGGUGCGUUGCCUAAUGUACCACCAUCAAUCCCGAUGCACCCUCCAAGCCAGAGCAAUCCAUUGCAUGCAUGGAAUCCACCCCUGCCUAAUGUAGGAACCGUGCAGUCUUCAACCCUGGGUUAUCCACCACAUGCAUGGACUCCAUCCUUGCCAUCCUUUCAAGGUUCCCUGCCUAAUGUACCACCUUCAGGCAUUACGCACCCUUCAAACCUGGGAUAUCCAUCCCAUGCCUGGACUCCAACCCCAUCAUCAUCAUUGGGACCUGGGUCAUACAUGGGGCAACAAAUGGCAACUAACAUACCAAUGCCAAGGCAAGGAGUUGGGAAUUUCGGAACUGAGGGAAACAUGUUCGGUUUGUCAAAUCCAAAUCAGCAGCUUCCUGAUAGGCCGUCAAGGACUCCCAACUCUAACCCCCUCCCUAAAGGAGGGAACCCAUUCGGUUAAUGUGAAGAAUCGUCCAUGGACUUGUAAAUUCAAACAUCAACUCAUUGCACUUUGUACAAAUACAUGCAAGUUUCAGUUUCCAUUGUUUGUGGAUGGAAGUUACAAAUGCAUAAUGAAGGAUUUGUGAUGACUGGCUUCUCGAAGUGAACUAUUUCGGCUGUGUAAAUUGUUUAUUGCUAUAGGAGGGGGGAGACAAUUUACUUUCUUGGAAAAGGGGAGUUAGAUGACUGAGAUAGUGAGAGAGAUAGAUUGAAUGAAGGGGGUGCAGAGAACCCUUCAAUCGUUGUUUCGUAUAAAUUUUUUGGGUGCACCCAUGUAUUUGUAAUAGUAGAUUGGGCAUAAUGGCGUCUUCAUAUUUUUGGUGCUUCUUAGCUGUGCUCGUUCUUGGUUUUACAACAUUGUACAAUUUUGUAAACUCAAUUUUGACAUGAUUAUUAUUUUUAUGUUGUGGAAAAUACAUUUUAUUUUAUCAA